Molecule: messenger RNA, 1503 nt
Organism: Jatropha curcas
Lineage: Eukaryota; Viridiplantae; Streptophyta; Magnoliopsida; Malpighiales; Euphorbiaceae
Source: RefSeq, a predicted model, not a curated record
AUGGCGUCUCCUAUUAACUAUGAAAUCUCUAGAACUAGGCCAACAAAUAUGGGAAAUAGGGGCAGUGGAACUUUAUACACUGAUUCCCAGCAGGUCUAUUUGGCUUUAGUUAAUUCUUAUACUGAUUUUUCUGAAGUUAGGUUAUUGAUUAGUGAUUGUAAGUUCCUGUUAUCUUCUAGGCCUGAUAUAAACAUUAAAUGGGGGUGGCGUUUGCUUACGCAAACUGAUACUUUGUUCUAUAGUAUUUUUAAAGCUAAAUAUUUUCCGUUGGGGGAUUUUUUGAAAGCUUCAAGGGGUUCUAACCCGAGCUUUGUUUGGACUAGUAUCUUUGCUACUAUUGACUUGUUGAAAAAGAGUGUUCGAUGGAAGGUGGGAGAUGGUAGGAGUAUUCUUGCUGGUAGUGAUCCUUGGAUCCCGAAAGAAGGAUCUUUUAUUGCUGAUGAUGGGGCUGUUUUUGUUGAUGGUGCCUUGAGAGUCUCAGAUUUGAUUUUGGAUGAUGGUAGAAGGUGGAAUAUUAAAGGGCUCAUGGAAUAUUUCUCUGCCUGCGACGUAAAUGCUAUUCUCUCUAUUCCUCUUAGUAUGUUUAAUGCUAAAGAUUCUCUGAUAUGGCACUUUGAUAAGAAAGGCAUGUAUACUGUUAAAUCCGGCUACCAUAUUAGCCAUGCCUCCUAUGAUCUUGCUGUGACUCAAAAAUCUGUGGAUCAUGCUUUGCUUCAUUGUGCUUUGGCCUCUCGUUGUUGGAGUGUAGUAGGUGUUUUCUCUUUAGUCCCUGGAGAUUCCUUUUCCAAUGUUUUCAUGAAUAUUUGGAGUCAUAAGGGAAGAGAGGUGGCAGAAUUAUUCUCUUUUAUUGCAUGGAACAUUUGGAAUUCUAGAAAUAAUUUCUUUUGGUCUUCUAAGGGUAUCUCCCCUAAUCAGCUGGUUUACAAUGCUGUGUCGUAUUUAGUGGAAUGGAGAUCAAUGGAUAAUCUUAGGAAUUUGCACACUCAAACAGGUAGAUAUGUUGCUGAUGAAGUUAACACUAUUGACAAUUUGCAAACCUUCCUGUCCAAUGGCGGUUGGAGUUUAUUUAUAGAUGCUGCUUUGUUUCGGCAAGAAGGGUUCACUGGUUUUGGUGGCGUUGUGGAAACUGCUGAAGGUAGUUGGUUUGGGGCAGUUUCGGGGUUCUUGGAUGGAGUCCACAAUCUAGCAGUGGCUGAAGCUUUGGCUUGCCGUUCGGCUAUUAUUUAUUCUUCUCAUUACUUGAGUGAUGGUGGUGUUAUUUACACGGAUAGUCAACAGCUUGCUUUGGCUUUGCAUUCUCCAGCUUUGGAUAACUCCUCUUUUGGGUCUAUUAUUCAAGAUUGCAGGUCCUUACUUGUUGCUAGGUCUAACACUAGAGUUAGAUGGAUUGGUAGACAUUUAAAUAGAGCUGCACAUGUUUUAGCUCAUGCUUCGAUUCGUUUCCCCCGUUUCACAAUUUGGGAAACAAUUCCGGAUGUUAUUUCCUCUCUAUAUGUUGCUUAA